This is a messenger RNA of Arachis duranensis, 585 nucleotides long. RefSeq lists its product as uncharacterized. The transcript has a single exon. The record is from RefSeq and is a predicted model, not a curated record. Bases 96 to 356 code for a protein of 86 amino acids. Lineage: Eukaryota; Viridiplantae; Streptophyta; Magnoliopsida; Fabales; Fabaceae.
CCUAUUAUUUUUUCCUUCUCAAUUGUAUUUUAUAGAUAUAUAUAUUCCUGUUCCAUGCAAUAAUAAGAGAAGGUUUCAUUCUAAAGCAUUUGGUGAUGGAGAAAAGCAAGUCAUUCCCUGAAUACUCAUGCUCUUACUCUGAGUUUGGAUUCAGAGAAAGAUCCAACUCAUAUAGUUUCAAUGGUCCAACUGAGAAGGGAGGUGGAUUUUCUGCAGCAAGUGAUCCUGAGCUUAAGAGGAAGAAGAGGAUCAAGGCCUAUAAUGUGUUGACAUCAGAGGGGAAGCUCAAAACCAGUUUCAGAAACAGCUUCAAGUGGAUCAAGAACAAGUUCAGUGAUAUCCGCUAUGGUGUGUGAUUGUGUGAACCAUUAGAAUUGCUUACAAGCAAAGGUAAGAAUAUUUAAGGAAAACAAAAAGUGUUUUCAGAUCAUCAUCAAAAGUGUUUUCUUGGUUUGUAAGAGUAAGAGAAAACAAGCAAUCUAGCAUGCUUUGUAUGAAACAAUCAAGAGUUCAAAAUGUAUGUAUGUUCAUAGGAACUAUGAUUAGUAAUAGUAACAUAGACUUCUAUUGUUGUCCUUAUCUUUA